Cyprinus carpio (common carp) is the source of this 1121-nucleotide messenger RNA. RefSeq names its product actin-related protein 8-like (gene actr8). The transcript has 3 exons. The coding region runs from base 88 to 591 and encodes 167 amino acids. The record is from RefSeq and is a predicted model, not a curated record. Gene Ontology annotation, biological process: regulation of DNA-templated transcription; double-strand break repair. Gene Ontology annotation, cellular component: Ino80 complex. Lineage: Eukaryota; Metazoa; Chordata; Actinopteri; Cypriniformes; Cyprinidae.
CUGAGUUUCUCUCUCACACAGUCUUCUAAAGCCACAACAGACCGCAAAUUAUUCCCUAAGCCUGCUGGGUUUGAGGGGGAAUCCAACAUGUGCGACCCAUCAGAGAAGGGAAACCUUACUCAGGAUUUGGAUUUGGGUCACGCUCAAGCAGAGUGCCUCGUCGGCGGGGCGGAUGCAGAAGAAACAUCAUCAGCUCUGUUGUCCAGGAAGACGGCCAUGACUCAGUUUGAGGGAAGAGCACUUGGCGUGGAUAAAGCAAUCUUACACAGCAUUGACUCCUGCGCCUCAGAUGAAACAAAGCGUAAAAUGUACAGCAGUGUUCUGCUAGUUGGUGGUGGGCUGCUGUUUCACGGAGCACAAGAGUUUCUGCAGCAUCGCAUCCUCAAUAAGAUGCCUCCAUCUUUCCGUUGUCUGGUGGAGAACGUCGAUGUCAUCACACGACCAAAGGACAUGGAUCCUCGUGUGAUUGCGUGGAAGGGUGGAGCCGUGCUGGCGUGUUUGGACACCACGCAGGAGCUCUGGAUUCACCAGCGAGAGUGGCAGCGCUUCGGUGUGCGUAUGCUCCGCGAGCGGGCCGCCUUUGUCUGGUGACCCCAGACAACAUGAGCCAUGCCUUCAUUGCAUUUAAUCUGUUUCGUUCUCCUGUUUGGGGCAUGUCAAUCUGGCAGUAUAAUGAUAUAAACAAUGUAAAGGUAGAACAAAAAAAUCUUGCAAAUAAUUUGUUUAGGAUGAUAAAAAUAACUGUAGUAGAUGAUUAUGAAAAAACAGUGGCAGUUUUUCAUUAAAAAGUACGCGUUUUUUGUAUCCUUUUCAAUUUUCUUCACUCUAAAACCAUGCACUGUAACAGUUGAUGUAAAUUGUUUCUUACAAAAGUAAUAUGUAUUUAAAAGAUACUUAUUAAAAGUUGUUCUUUAUCUUUAAAGUUUUAUACAGCAGUUUUAGGUCUGGAAUCUGAUUGGCUGAGCAACGGUGGUGUUGUAGCAUCUCAUAAUAAGUCAUAUGUACUGUAGUGUUCAUAAUGUACUAAUUUUCUCAAAAAAUGCCACAUUGUGACAGUGUAAUAAUGUUUAGGCUCAUACAUUUAUUACAUUGUUAAAUUAAAAUAACUUAAUGCUAUGCUA